CUUAAAUUCCUCCACGUCUCCCUCACCUCCAAUGCAAAAAACCGCCUCCGAUACCAUCACCUCCGCCACAGCCACCGUGGAGUCGCCCCUGUCUUUUCUUGUCUCCUCUUGAGAGAGAGAUUCAUUUUAGGGGUUUAUAAAAGGAGAAAUUUUUUAUAAUGAGAGAUGGUGGGUUUAAGUAUAGUAUUGGAAGCACAAAAGGGCGGUGUUAACAUGAAAACUCCACAAGUGAUCAACAAAGCUAAUAUGGUCAUCAAUAAACCAUCUUCUUCUUCUUCUUCAUCUUCUUCAACCUCUUUUUCUGCUAACUCUUCUUGUUUUCCAGUCCCAACUUUUCUGGAACAUUGCUUUCUUUGUGGACAAAAACUCUUGCCUGGCAAAGACAUCUACAUGUACAAAGGAGACACAGGUUUUUGUAGCGUGGAGUGCAGGGAUAGGCAAAUAUUUAUGGAUGAAGAGGAAACACUAAGGAAAGAGAACUGCUCACUGGCUGCCAUGAAACCAACUGCUACCUCUUCUUCUCCUUCUUCUUCUUCAUCAUCUUCGUCUUCUGCUUCUCGUAACCGCAAAACCACCAGAAACCGAGCGGGUGGUUUUGCAUAUUGACAGACAUAUAGAAAGACUGCGAAAGAGAAGGAACUGAACAAUGGUUCUCUUUCCUUUUUUUUUUUUUUUUUUUUUUUUUUUUUGUUUCUCUUUCCUUUUUUUUUUUUUUUUUUUU
Molecule: messenger RNA, 721 nt
Organism: Jatropha curcas
Lineage: Eukaryota; Viridiplantae; Streptophyta; Magnoliopsida; Malpighiales; Euphorbiaceae
Product: DUF581 family protein, putative (DUF581)
Source: RefSeq, a predicted model, not a curated record